ACACAGGUCGUUUGCGUUUUCUUCUUUGUAGUGAAGGUGGAAUAGCUUUGGAGCAAACUUAUAUUCACUUUCAUCGUAACUCAUAGUACUCAAUAGUAUAAUAGUAAACAAUGGGCUUAGUUGUAGGCGUCACGACAAACUACGACUGACCGUUAAGUUUACUCUCAACCGGCAUUUCGACAACACGCGUUCAUUUUCUUUAUUUUUAUUUUUUGUUUUGUUUUAGUGGUGAAUUUUAUUUAAAAUUCAUUUGGCUCUGGACCAAAGCUAUAAUGAUUUAGCACUACCAUGUUGAUCAGGGCAUUUGAUUGGAGACUUGGACUUGUACUUAAUUAAAGUUAAGAUUUUUUUUUUUUUUUUUAAUUUUUUAUUGACCAAUUGACGGGUUUAUUUGAUUUUAAUUACAAGUAAUAAUGAAGGAAUCAGUGAUUAAAGAUACGACAAUUCGUAUCAAUGAUACAGGAAGAGAAGAAAUACCUGGAAAAGUAUUUGAGUGCAAUGUCAACAUGAGUGUGUCAUUAUCAAAUGCUAAGAGAUCGAAAAUUUAUCAGAGAAUUCAAACUGUAUUAUUUGUUUUUAUUACAAUUAUUUUUUUUAUUGUUUAUGUACAAAUUAAACGUGAAGUUCAGGUGCUUGAAGCUCAGAUGCACUCAAUGAAUUCAAAUAUCGCCUUUCUAAUGAUUAAAUACGACAGAUUAAGUAAAAAUAUAUAUCGGAUAAAUUGGCAGCAAAGUUUGCUAUCAAAGUCACAAGAAAACCCACCAGCAAUCAAUAAUAAUAAUUAUAAUAAUAAUAAUAAUAAUAAUAAUGACUUAUUAAAAAAUGAUCUCAAAAAAGUCAACAUAUCAAAAGAAAACGUAAUCGAUCGACCAAAAGAUCGAUUUUCCACCGAAAAGAAAUUAAAUAUGGCGGACGAACCAAAAAAGAGACUUACAAGGUCAUUAGUAGCACAAAGUGGAUAUGAAGAGCUUAAUAAGACUGACCCAUUGAGGAAUUUAAUGAAACCAUACGCAAUAGAUGAAUUGGAAGAUGACUUGACUGGUGAAAUUCGUACAGGAAGAGCUCGAAGGGAUGAUGGACGAGGGCCUCUGGUUGCCACUUUUGUUGGAGCUGAGCCAGAACAGCAUAUUACUGAUACAGUCUACGUUGGACCUUGGGUAAAAAGAAACGAAUCUCGAUACGGUUUCAAUCGGUUCCAUUUAGUAGAAGACCAACGUUCAAUAGAAGUGACAGUUAAUGGAUUAUUUAUGGUAUCAGUACAGAUUGUUUAUUUUGGUAAACCAACACACUAUUCAUAUUGGAUUUUAUUACGUUCAGAAGGCACAUCAUCUUCAAAACAAGUAGGAAAAUGUGCAACAGCUUCAGCAAAUUAUGCGACAGAAGCAUCUUGUUUUACUAGUGUUAUUCUUCCAUUGCGACGUGGUGAUAGACUGCACAUACAACAACAAGAACGUGACAGGCUUAUUAAUUUACGAGAAGGUCAUAGUUUUGUACAAUUGACACUACUUGAUAAUGAUCAACAAAGAAAACGAAUUUUUACUUGAAAUAAAAUAAAAGUAAUAUUUUUAUAAUUGUUACCAUUUUCACUCAGUCAAGAAUAUCAAUUAAAAUGAAGUAAUAUUAAAUACAUAUGAAAGGAGAGUGAAUGAUAUAAUACACUUCAGAGUAAAGCAUUGUGAUUACCUCAUUUUUUUUUUUAUAAUUCAAUAAUAUUUUAUUUUCACUUAUUCUCAAUAUUCAAUUGCCGAAAUAAUUAAUUUAUUAGUACACUUCUAUUAUUUUUUAUGUAAAAAAAAAAAUAAUCUUUUAUACUUAAUGCUGUUUAAUUUGUUAUUAAACAACCAGCGUAAGACUGCCAUUUCGCGCAUGAUAGAUAAAUGUUAUAAUGUGUUUUUUUUUUUUUAAUAACAAAAAACUUUUUUGUAUUUUAUAAUGUACAUUUUGUAAGGACAGAAAGAAA
Messenger RNA from Chelonus insularis, 1960 nucleotides. RefSeq lists its product as uncharacterized. Lineage: Eukaryota; Metazoa; Arthropoda; Insecta; Hymenoptera; Braconidae. The coding region runs from base 414 to 1544 and encodes 376 amino acids. Gene Ontology annotation, molecular function: protein binding. The transcript has 7 exons. The record is from RefSeq and is a predicted model, not a curated record.